CUUUUGUAAAUUAUUGCUAUGUGUGGCUUGGUGUGCCACCCCGCAUUAUGUUUAUGAAAGGUUUGAACAAACUUAAAGAAUUGAUUGUCUGGUCUUGGAGCUAUCUCUGGGUAGUCUGGUUUCUUCUGGUUUCCUUUGUAAUCUUCUAUCUCCGUGGACCUUUAAAGAUAAGUGAGAACAUCGGUAUGGCAACAAUGUUUCUCUCUACUUUAACCCCGAAGUUCUACGUCGCUCUGACCGGAACCUCUUCUCUUAUCUCCGGCCUUAUCCUCAUCUUCGAGUGGUGGUACUACCGCCGAUAUGGAAUGUCUUUCAUUGAACAGGUUUCUUUAAACCAUAUAUCUCCCUGGUUGGGAGGCGGGGACCCGCCGGAAACUGCAACUAACCCGGCACCCGCCGUUCCUGAAUGCAAGGUCUGGAGGAACCCGUUAAAUCUGUUCCGAGGAGCAGAGUAUCAAAGGUUCCAGACUGCAACCAAGAAGGAACCUCUAACCUACUACGAUAUGAAUCUCUCCGCCCAGGAUCAUCAAACUUUCUUCACAUGUGAAGCUGAUGCAGGUAAGCCAGAGUAUGAAAUAAUGCAAACAGCGUGGAGGGAGCGGAAUCCCUCUGCUCGGAUAAAGGCUGCUAAGGAUGCGAUUGUUCUGAAUAUAGAGUGCGCUACAGCAUAUAUACUGCUAGCUGAGGAGGAGGCCUUGGAUAUUGCUGAAGCUGAAGUCAAGUUUAAGGAAGCAUUUCGUAUUGCUGAAACCAACUACAGGAGAUCUCAACAACUGCAGCACCAGAACCAGCUAAUGGAGUCCCAGCAUAGGAGGGACACCAACGUGAUGAUCUAUAUCCGGAGACGGCUCGCUAUGUGUGCCCGGAAGCUGGGGAAGCUGAAGGAAGCUGUGAAGAUGUUUAAAGAUCUGGCCAAGGAGGUUCCUCCUAUUAUGAAUGUAUUGAAUAUCCAUGAGAACCUGCUGGAGUGUUUACUGGAAAUGGGAAACUACGCUGAUGUUCAAGCAGUAUUAGCUAAAUACGAUGACAUAUCUUUACCAAAGUCCGCUGCCAUUUGUUACACGGCAGCCCUGUUAAAAGCAAGAUCUGUAGCUGACAAGUUCUCUGCUGACGUGGCGGGGAAGCGUGGACUCACGGUGUCAGAGAUGGCAGCGGUGGAGGCUAUUCAUCGAGCAGUGGAGUUUAAUCCUCAUGUUCCUAAAUAUCUGCUGGAGAUGAAACCAUUGAUUCUUCCUCCGGAGCAUAUUCUGAAACGAGGGGAUAGCGAGGCUAUUAGCUACGCGUUCUAUCAUCUCACACAUUGGAAGCGGGUAGACGGAGCACUUAAUCUCCUGCACUGUACUUGGGAGGGAACAUUUCGUCUCCUCCCGUAUCCUCUGGAGAAAGGACAUCUUUUCUAUCCAUACCCAAGCUGUACAGAGUGUGCGGAUAGAGAGUUGUUGCCGACAUUUCACGAGGUUUCUGUUUAUCCUAAGAAGGAGCUCCCAUUCUUUAUUCUCUUUACAGCUGGGUUGUGUAGUUUUACAGCUCUUCUAGCUCUGCUCACCCAUCAGUAUCCGGACUCAAUGGGGAGUAUUGCGAGAACAAUUCUGAACUGGGUUGCAGCUCCUCUUCACUUCAUCCUGGAGAAAGCAGACAGCGUCUUGCCUACAUCACUUCUUCAUCUUCUUUCUAAGAUGUAGGAAUCCCUCAUGACCAGUUGUAACAGUCACAUCACACCUAGGCAUAAUGAUCUAGAUUCUAACUAUAUUUAUUGUCGUUUGUUAACUAUUGGCUCUAAUUAAGGAUAAUAAUACCGUUUCUAACAUCACCGGUUCAUAUUUAUGUAUCCCAGGUUUCGUCUCUUCUUUUAGUACUUGUGAAGCCCAAACACUUAAAUGUUAAACGUAAUGGUUGCCAUAUUGUCAUAUUGUUGUUUCAGA
Molecule: messenger RNA, 1922 nt
Organism: Eurytemora carolleeae
Lineage: Eukaryota; Metazoa; Arthropoda; Copepoda; Calanoida; Temoridae
Product: suppressor of tumorigenicity 7 protein homolog
Exons: 6
Coding region: 48-1682 (544 amino acids)
Molecular function (GO): protein binding
Source: RefSeq, a predicted model, not a curated record